Messenger RNA from Pseudogymnoascus verrucosus, 1210 nucleotides. RefSeq lists its product as uncharacterized. The transcript has a single exon. The coding region runs from base 282 to 728 and encodes 148 amino acids. Lineage: Eukaryota; Fungi; Ascomycota; Leotiomycetes; Thelebolales; Thelebolaceae. The record is from RefSeq and is a predicted model, not a curated record.
CAAAGAAUGGAGAGGGAUAUAUGACUGCGUGCCCCAAGAAUAUGGGGAAGGAAAAGCAAGAGCAAUUAUGGGGUUAUAGCACGACGGGAAUUGACUGUACGAACACACAUACGAUACCAGUCAUUUAUAUCACUCAUGAAUCUGAUACUCACGAUACUGGAGAAUAACCUCACAUUUCCCACAAACGAACACCUAUAGCUACAGCGCUAGUAACUACGAAUAACCUCACAAUCCCCACAAACAAACAUAUACCAACCUCCAAAACAACCGCAACCGCAAAAAUGGCUUUCUCCAUCGCCGAACCCGCACCCACCCCUCUCCCGAACCACUACACGCCCGCUGGCCGCGGCGGCGCAGGGAACAUGUACAAACCCUCCUUCUCGCCACCUCUGACACGAAGCACCACCGCCUCCUCCAGCGGCUCCACGCUCUCCAAGUCCUCCUCGAGCUCCAGCACCUCGAGCCUCGGCAAGUCCUCCACCAGAUCCAGCACCUCCUCGCAGCGCGUCUUCGCAGGCCGCGGCGGUGCAGGAAAUGUUCGCCCACGGGCAGAGGAGGAGCCAUUCAGCUUCGCAGAGGAAGUGCGGGAGCAGACUCGCAGAGAGGCGAGGGAGAAGACAUGGGUUGUUGGACGCGGAGGAGCCGGAAACUAUGCGAGUAAGGGAGACAGGGAGGGUGAGAAGAGAGGACUUCUGGGGAGGAUCGGAGGGGUUCUGAGCAGAGCAUAAACUGGAUUGUGCACUGCUCGACGCACCACAUCAUACCACGCCCGGCACGAAUACGUUAUGUAGACGUUCGCCCGGAAUCCACACACGAAGCAGAAUCGAAGAAGACGGGAGAGAAGAGAAAGGAGCAUUUCAUACUGUCAAUAUACCCCACACCGGCUCAUUCACGGAGUCUUGCGAUGUUUUCACACACACAACGGCGCAUAUGGGGGAAUAAUGGGAAAGACGAGGAAAAAAGCAGGAUUUUAUUUUUAUUUUAAGGCCAAGGGAACAUCAAGGAGUCGAGGAUAGCCAGGGGGAAAGGCACAAUGCCAGCAGAGAGGAUCAGAGAGGAUAGCUUCAUGAAGAAGAAGACACUAGGGCGGAUAGCUUGUAAUACAAUCACCACUACCACUCCAUUUCAGCUGUUCCAUUUUUAAAUCAUCGCGUGCAUUCAGUCCUAAAAGGAGUUAUAUUACAUUCCACUUCGCCAGCCCUAUCUCCCA